AGUGGGAGAAUUUGCACAAUUAGUGGUUGACUAAAUACUUAUUUGCCCCACUGUAUGGUUAGACAAUCAAAAUUACCUGUACAUUUUAACUCUUUAUAUAAUGUAAUAAGGUUGCUUAAAAGUUGGUGGGGACAAUUUGAGCAUCCUGAAAAGUUGCUAGUGUUAUGUCCAUACCGUACCUAUGCAAACCUACGCCCUUGUGCAAAGUGCUUCUGAAUAAUUGCACACAGAAAAAGUCGUCCACAUUUCGAGGGAAACAUCGGAAAGUUGUACGGUUUUGAAUUAUUGCUGACAUUUUCUGACGCCUGGAAAUAUUUGUGUUUUAUAGAUAUUCUUUUAAGACACUGAGACAAGAUGUCAAUAUUUUAAAUUAAAUGACUUAAAGCAGGUGGAAUAUUUCUUUCAUUUUGCUUAACACUGCUAAGGAUUCCAGCAUAUCCUGGUGUCUGUACCAGCAAAACAAAAACAUAAUUAAUCACGUUGUAUUGACGUGUUAUUUAGAGCCUUACGGUUUUCCGUCCGUUGUCAUGACAACCAGCAGUUUGUUUGACAGAAGUAGGAAACUAGCAGAUCUCUAGUCUCUCCCUUUGACGAAAUUAAAACAUUUUAGUUUGGUGAGAAGAUAACGUCAAACACGAAACACUGAACGGCGCAACAACACUUUUUUGGACUGAAUGACGACGUUGCUGCGUGCUGUUUGGGUGUCAUUUGAUCUCCUCUCCCAUCUCCGUUUCAGGAAUGUUUGAGUAUGUAAGAUAAUUUCGGAAACAAACUGAGUGGAAUCGUACACGGGCGCCAUCUUGGAAAGUGUAGGCGGCCAUCUUGGAUCUGACCAUGGCGUCCUCUCAGUCCGACGUCAUCGACUUUUCGGCACUGGAGAAAGAUUUGCGCGCCGGCGUGGAGUCGGAGCUAAAGUACAGACGAGAGAAUGACGCCAAGCUGAGGGCCGUUCGGCAAGGCGUCCCAUCGUACCAGCACUUCAGAGACCUGGUGCUGACCUGUCACUUGACACCCCUCGACAAGAACGACAAGAACCGACGCACACGAGCCCCCUGGAACCCGAUGGUUGCUCCCGGGGACAACAAUGGCAACACAGCUGACCCGCAGUGACAACACCUGCUGCCACAAACGACUAUUUUGAUAGUCGACCAAUCAAUUAUUAUUUUUGCUAUUAAUCAACUCAUGGCUUCAUAUUUAAAUCAUCUGUUAUUUACUGAUAUAUGACCCUUUCUCUUAAUUUUAGCUAGAAAAAACAUUGGACAAGUUGGCCCUUGCAUCCUUUGAUUUUUCUAAAAGCAGAGUCUCAAUAGUGGAACAAAUGUGAACAGAGCCCGGGUGCAAUGAGCAUAAAUGGAACCCCUGAGUGGAGCGUCCGACAGGGAUUGGGGGGUGCUAGUGGACAAUUAUUCGUGGUCCCCUCCAGUCGAUUGUCCGGUGUGUGUUAGUGGGGGUGAAAGUGGAUUUUUAUUUGCGGGCCCCUCCAGACAACUGGCCAAGCGGUAGUGGGGUUGGUAUGUAUGUAGCAUAAAUUAAGUCGCUGCUCGGCCAGCGGCGGGGUCGGGGUCGCUCCCUCCCGACUCUAUGCCGAGCGAACUGGAGUAUAUAAAAAGGUAUAGAGGAAAAUUAAAUCACGAAAGGGUAACCGCGUGAUACCCCAAGUCACACAGGCGUGCAAUCGCUCUCACUUUCUUGACUUUUUAAACUGUCAAAUUGUCGCCACUUCCAGGAGCGCAAGACUCACGAAACGGCCGACGCGAGAGGCUCCGCCUGUCUCGGCCACUGUCACUCUCACAUGGUCCGUUCUGGAACAGCAAGCAAAACAACUGCCAUAUUUGAGCCCGAUUCUGUGUAUCAAAUGCAACUGCAUAGCACAGCACAAGAACAUUUGGCCAUGUUUUUUUUAUCUGUCGUUUUGCCAUUGUUGAUUUUGAAUAGCGUGCGCGCAGUAUUCCGCUUCCAAGGAUACCCUGCGUAUAGCGUCACAGCCUGGAGCAUCACUGUAAUGCUACACAUAAAGUAGCAGAAGCGCACCCUGCUCCGGUUGCAUUCACAAGCAAAAUGCAAAACGGACCGAGACCCACGAUUUUUAAGCGGAACAGAGUUCGUUUGUGUGGUCCGAACUAGAGUUCAGAUGCGCGUUCACAUUUACAAAAUGAAGCGGACUGUCUGAGAAAAAGAACUGUGGUCCGUUUAAAACGUACCAAACAGUGCUAGUGUGAAAGCGCCCUUAAAAACUAUAUUACAGCUCCGUGAUGCAUCUUAUCACCAUAGGCGCAGUUUGACUUUUUGGGCAGGAGGGGCACAAUACAUUGAUGACCCCAAAACGCAGUGUCAACAAUAAAAUUAACUUACAAGAACAUUUAAAAUAAUAAGUUGACAAUUAGCGUUUUUUGUUUCCCAUCAUUCUUGAGGGGAAUUCUAAAUCGGGCUGCUUAAGCAAUACAUUUUUAACCAAGAUCGUCGUCCAUUGAAUUUGGUACGCCCGCCAGUGUCUUGCCAAUGUAGUUACCCCAGUCAAAAAUUGUAUUCCCUGGGCGGAGCCAUAUGGAGGUAGAUUUGGGUCUUUAUUAUUCAAUCAAAAAAAAGUUGCUGCAAUCAAAAAAAAAGUUGCUUCUACCAAAAUAUAUAUUUUCAACCCAAAAAAGUCGUUUAAAUAAAAAAAUGUGUUUGAAUGCAAAAUUAAAUUUGAAACUUAAAAACUCAAAAAUAUGCAUGCGAUAGCUAUUUU
Messenger RNA from Corythoichthys intestinalis (scribbled pipefish), 2728 nucleotides. RefSeq names its product coiled-coil domain containing 103 (gene dnaaf19). Gene Ontology annotation, cellular component: outer dynein arm. Bases 835 to 1110 code for a protein of 91 amino acids. Lineage: Eukaryota; Metazoa; Chordata; Actinopteri; Syngnathiformes; Syngnathidae. The transcript has 4 exons. The record is from RefSeq and is a predicted model, not a curated record. Gene Ontology annotation, biological process: epithelial cilium movement involved in extracellular fluid movement; inner dynein arm assembly; determination of left/right symmetry.